Messenger RNA from Rhinichthys klamathensis goyatoka, 1873 nucleotides. It is a transcript of the gene tmem117, whose product is annotated as transmembrane protein 117. Lineage: Eukaryota; Metazoa; Chordata; Actinopteri; Cypriniformes; Leuciscidae. The record is from RefSeq and is a predicted model, not a curated record. The transcript is spliced from 8 exons. Bases 146 to 1726 code for a protein of 526 amino acids. Gene Ontology annotation, biological process: intrinsic apoptotic signaling pathway in response to endoplasmic reticulum stress.
AUGUUUUGUUUCUGCUUCUGUAAUCGCAUGUGGCGCGCGGACGCUUUGAAUGACGCGCGUGAAAUCAGACGCGUUGAACGAGCGGCGCGCGAAGGAUUAUCAUCAUCAUCAUCAUCAUCACUGAUGUCGGAAGGAAAGCACUGAUAUGGCGAUGGGAUCUGAAUCUGAAUCUGAAUCUCCGCACGACUGUCUGCGUGGACGGUGUCUUGGGUUCCUCCGACAGAUGGAGGUUUACUCCAAGUUCCGCUAUUAUUUCCAGCACCCGUGGUCCCGUGUGGUCGUGGCCUACCUCGUCACCUUCUGCAACUUCCUGGUGUUCGCCGAGGACCCGGUGUCGCACAGCCAGACGGAGGCGCACAUGAUCGUGGUGGGAAACUGCUUCUCCUUCGUGGUGAACAAAUACCCCGGCGGAGCCUGGAACGUCCUCAAGGUCCUGAUGUGGGUCAUCGCCGUCAUCACCGGACUCAUCGCCGGGAAGUUUGUGUUUCAUCGACGCCUGUUUGGUCGUGUCCUGCGCCUGAAGAUGUUUCGUGAGGAUCACGGCUCUUGGAUGACCAUGUUUUUCAGCACGAUUCUCUCGCUCUUCAUCUUCUCUCACAUUUAUAACCUCCUUCUGCUCAUGAACGGACAGAUGGGUCCUCACAUGGUGACGGAGUACAUGGGCAUCAGGAACGAGAGCUUGAUGAAGAUCGCCGCUGUCGGGACGUGGAUGGGGGAUUUCGUGACCGCGUGGAUGGUGACAGACAUGAUGCUGCAGGACUCUCAUUACCCGUACUGGGGCCGGACCGCGAGGCACUACUGGAGGCAGGGUCACAACCGGAUCGUGUUGUUCUGGGCGGUUCUGAUCUCUCUGACGUCUGUGGUGCUUCUGGUCAUCAGUACGGACUGGAUCCGCUGGGAUAACCUGAACCGGGGGUUCCUGCCCAGUGACGAGGUGUCCCGAGCCUUCCUCGCCUCCUUCAUCCUGGUGUUCGACCUCCUCAUCGUCAUGCAGGACUGGGAGUUUCCGCACUUCAUGGGCGAUCUGGACAUGAACCUCCCGGGUCUGUCCACCACCCAGCUGAAGUUCAAACUGCCCGUGUGCAAACGCGUCUUUAAAGAGGAGUAUCACAUUCACAUCACCGGUAAAUGGUUUAAUUACGGAAUCAUCUUCCUGGUCCUCAUCCUGGACCUCAACAUGUGGAAGAACCAGAUCUUCUAUAAACCCUAUGAAUACGGUCAAUACGUGGGUCCAGGAGAGAAGAUCUACACCGUGGAGGAUCCGGAGACGCUGUCGGACUUCAACCGGAGCACGCUAACCUGGGAAUGGCGGUCGGCUAACAUAGACCCGCGCACCAACCGCACGUACAUCCAGACGGACAUGUUCCUGCACAGCCGCUACGUGGGAUCCAGUCUGGACGUGAAAUGCCUGGCGUUCAUCCCGAGUCUGGCGGCGUUCGUGCUCUGUGGGUUCUUCAUCUGGCUGUUUGGACGGUUCCAAGGCGGCGAGGCGUUCCCGGAGAACCCGGACAAGAGCUACGAGCGCAUCAAGCGCUCCGAUCUGGGAGUCACGCCGGAGGAAGUCGAGGCGUUUAAGAGGAGCGGGACGCCCAUGUUGCUCUUGGUGGACACUCAUCAUUUCGGGUCAUCGGACAACUCCAUGUCCCCGUGCUCAAGCGAGACCCAGGAGACGCAGCCCAGCGUAGCCCACGAGGACACCGGUGAUGUCAAGAAACUGACCCCGUGACCUCAGCCAAAGGUCAGAUCCACUCUAGGAAUACUUGAUGUUGUUUGGUGUCGGGUUUCUCCAACAAACUUCCAAAGGACGUUGCUGAUUGGCAAGGGCUGCACCCGAAUAGCCGUACGCUAGUCGACGAGAAGAGGCUUAGACAAC